UUUCCUCUCCUCUUUUGCCCCCCAAUUCGAAAUCCGUUUCUUUCUCGCCAGCUAUGGAGAGCGCCGGCAACGAUCGAUCUUUUCAGGCCGCCGCGUUCGCGGCUUCAGCAUGCUCCGACUUGGAGAGCCGCGGCUUCAUGGUCCCUUACGCUUUGUUGCAAAACCCUCCCCUGGGAACCUACAGCGAUGCUCAGUCCCUUGAGGAUGGUCUUCGCAGUCUCCGUCUCUCGCCUCCGUGUCGGCCGUCUCCUUAUCAGGAAUUCACUGGUGGUGUUCUUGACGCGUGCCCAUAUCAGUCCCUUGCUAACGUUUCCACUAUGCCUCCGAAUCGGUCGUCUCCUUAUCCGGAAUUCGCUGGUGAUGUUCUCGACCCUUACCCAUAUGCGUCCCUUGCUAACGUUUCCAGCGUGCCUCCGAAUCGGCCGUCUCCUUAUUCGGAAUUCACUGGUGAUGUUUUUGGCGCAUACCCAUAUCCGUCACCUACUAAUGUUUUCAGCGUGGGCAUUCCUAGGACUGAUAGCUAUGACGCGAGUCGUCUAAUACCAGAUUCGAUUGGCGCUGCCCGAAAUAUCUUUAGGUUCGGCUAUGGUCCUUCUGUACACGUCGAACCUUUGAGCAAUCACUCUCCCGCAUUGAUCGGUGAUGGCUGGAUUCAGACCGAUCCCAAUGUGUUUGCCAUGGCUGGUUCGAGGGAGAGACUGUCUGUCGAGAACCUCCCAUCUCUGCCCGCCUUGGGUCGAGCCGGUUCUUGCCAUUAUAACUCGAGAUUCUCGAGGCCGGAUGUGAGUAACAGGAGGCUUUCCGAGGCGGCCAGGACGCCGGUUUCCUCGGCGGCGAUGCACAACUCGCGCCGAAACAUACGGUUGUCUACUAGGAAUGGUUCUUGGUCGCUGCCGAGGACUGGGGUACCUUUGGACAAGGAGAAAGUAGGGAGGCUUUUCAAUCAGGUCAUUAACAGCAUCGGCGACUUUAUGGUUCAUCAGACUUGGAAUCAUGUGAUACAGAGUCUCGUGGAGGUCUGCGACGAAGUGCAGAGGACUAAGAUCCUAGAGAAGGUGACCCUUCAGGAGCACCGACUAGUCAAGAUUUGCCUCGACCCGUACGGAAUUCAUGCCGUGAAGAAACUACUAGACCAUGUUACAACGCCGUAUCAGAUGAAACUGGUCGUAUCGGCUUUGUUGCCCGGCGUGGUCUCGCUGGCUCUGGAGAAGAAUAGUGUGAUUGAGCAUUGCUUGCGGAACUUCCCUCACGAGUAUACAGAGUCCCUCUUGGUGGAGCUGGCGAAGAAUUGCUACCACAUCGCGACCAAUCAAACCGGGUGUUGCACGCUGCAAGCUUGCAUCCACUACUCCGACAGAGCGAGCCGAGAGUGCCUCUUGGUCGAGCUACCAUCAUAUUCCCUGCAACUAGCCCAAGACCCAUAUGGCAACUACGUGGUGCAGACUUUGCUGAGUUUGAUGCGGCCGGGAGUUACGAACAAGGUUAUAGAAGUGCUUCGAGGGAGUUUUCUCCCUCUGUCGACUAACAAGUAUGCUUCUCAUGUGGUCGAGAGAUGCAUCAAAACCAUCGGAGAAGUGCAGUCCAGACAGGUUGCGCUGGAGUUGACGACGAGCCCGAGUUGCCCGAAACUUUUCACCGAUGAGUUUGGAAACUUCGUCACCAAAACGUUGCUGGAAGAAGCGCACCAGUCCUGGGGGCGGAUCUUCAACUAUCUGGAGAAGAUGAUUGAGGAGCGCGAGUCGCAGCUCGCAACCCAUACCUUCGGUAAGAACGUAUUGGCCAAACUUAGGACGUUGCAGAGGCGCAGAUGCGGUGUAUGAUUAUGUGCAGUACUAUCGUGAUCCGGAAUCGACCCAAGUGCCAUCUUUUCAGUUUGUCUCGCUGGAGGAUUGCACCGGUGGUUAUAUACCAAACAGACAUUAUUAUAGUAUGUGCAAGUGCAAUAUUGUGAGGUGUAGAGCUUGUUCGCAUCGGUAAAGAAGGUCAUUUGUUGUCUUGUCACUGUUGGUCCGAGGUAUGUUUUGUGGGUUUUUACUAGUUCUUCUUAGGUGAUUGAAGGUGUGUUUUGUGUUCAUCGACAUUGCGAUUUCGCAUUGCUUUUUGUUUUAUGUGUCUUUCGAAUUAUGCUCAUGUUAA
This is a messenger RNA of Rhodamnia argentea, 2136 nucleotides long. Its product is annotated as pumilio homolog 12-like. The transcript has 5 exons. Gene Ontology annotation, cellular component: cytoplasm. The record is from RefSeq and is a predicted model, not a curated record. Gene Ontology annotation, biological process: post-transcriptional regulation of gene expression. Lineage: Eukaryota; Viridiplantae; Streptophyta; Magnoliopsida; Myrtales; Myrtaceae. Bases 54 to 1820 code for a protein of 588 amino acids. Gene Ontology annotation, molecular function: mRNA binding.